Messenger RNA from Pocillopora verrucosa, 660 nucleotides. The record is from RefSeq and is a predicted model, not a curated record. NCBI's taxonomy places the organism in Eukaryota, Metazoa, Cnidaria, Anthozoa, Scleractinia, Pocilloporidae.
AUGCAGAAAGUACUAACAUUGACUCAAGAGGAAUGUUUACAGACCAAAGAACGUGAACCAACAGAUCGAAUUCCUCUGGUUACUACAUUCAACCCCCAUACCACAUUUAUUGCAGAAAUUGCUAAACGAAAUUGGAACUUUCUCAAAUCAAAAGAAAGAUUAUCACUCAUCUUCAACAAGCCACCUUUAGUAGCUUACCGACGACCGAAAAGUCUACGAGACAGACUUGUUCGUUCAAGAUUUGUAAAUGAAACACCUCAGAAUUUGAUACCAAAGGGAUGUACAGCAUGUGAAAGAACGAAGUGUAGUUGGUGUAAAAAGAUCAACCAGACCACAACUUUCACCAGUCCCAACAACAACAAGACCUAUACCAUAUUUCAUACAGUGGACUGCCAAUCGUCAUGGAUCAUUUACAUAAUCGAGUGCAACAUUUGCAAACUUCAAUACAUUGGCAAAAGCGAAACUGCAUUUAACCUACGGUUAAACAAUCACAGAAACCAUAUUAAAAAGGUAGUGAGUAGCUGCGAACUCACGGAACACUUUUUACAUAACAAACGAACUCACGACUUUAACAAUAAUGUUACCAUAAACAUUAUAGAGCAAAUCCGAAAAGAUCAUUUAGAGACUGACAAAAAGAAAGAAGUUCUUAGAGAAAGAUAG